Aethina tumida (small hive beetle) is the source of this 819-nucleotide messenger RNA. RefSeq lists its product as uncharacterized. Lineage: Eukaryota; Metazoa; Arthropoda; Insecta; Coleoptera; Nitidulidae. Bases 92 to 790 code for a protein of 232 amino acids. The transcript is spliced from 3 exons. The record is from RefSeq and is a predicted model, not a curated record.
CACGGAGCAAACACCAGUCGCCACGAAUUCCGCAUUUACGUUGGUGCAUUGUAUACUUAAAUUUUUACUACGAUUUGAACGAACAUUGAAAAUGCCUUCCGAUUUUUUGUGGGACCACGACAGAUGCCUCGAUCUAAUCGCGGAGUACAGUAAGUACGAGAACUUGUGGAAUCCUAAGGACAAGAACUUCUUCAAUAAUAGUAUGAAGGAGCAGACAUGGAAUCAAAUCUCACAAAAGUUCGGCCGUGAUUUGGACGAGGUGAAGAGGAAAAUGGAAAGUUUAAAGAGCUCGUUUAGAAGGGAAUCGUUGAGAGUGAGGCGAGGAAGAGCUACAUCAUGGUUUGGUUUUGAAGCAUUGAAAUUUCUUAACAAAGGAAGAAAGAAAAUUGAACCUGAAACACCCGAAAUCGUCAAGUCCGAAAUCGAAAUACAAGAAAAUAACUUGGAGUAUGAUCAGUCACCCAAUCAAUCAGAUGAUGAAUUUGAUGAUGAACCUGAGUCGCCUGCCCCAGCUGUAAAAAUGGAAAGAAAACGUUUCGUAUCUUAUAGACAACCACAGAAAAGAGUGAAAAGUUAUAUCGAAGAUCCCAGAAUUAAUGAAGUGUUCAACAUAAUUAAAAACUUGCGACCAAAACGUGAUGAAACCAGUGUAUUUGUUGAACACGUUGCGUUUAAACUUAGAAAAUUUAAUGAUCAUUUGAGGGCUGAAGUUGAGCAUCAAAUAAAUAAUAUUUUGUAUAGUGCAGAAACGGGGACUCUCAGUUAUACUGUUCCUUCUAAUAAGAUUUAACGUUUAAAUAUAUUUUUUGUAUAUAGUUG